GCCAAGGCGCAGGAUUAGGAUGUACCAGAGGGAGCAGGGCAGGUUCACAGCCGAGGGAACCUUGUGGCUUUAAGGGAGGUGGUGGGAGAUGUUGUUUGUCCUCCUGGCUGAGAACACAACAGAUGUCUAAUCGUGAAUACUGCCCUGGAGUUUGUGUUUAUGUCUUUUCUCUAGUGCUGUCUCUCCUCCCUGUGCUAGAAGCCAGGCCUUCCCAUCCUGUAGAGGGACAAUCAGUGACCCUGACCUGCAAGACCCAACUCCAUGAACAGGGGCCCUCUGUCAAAUUCUGCUUCUCCAGUAAUGUCAAGUUUCUGGGGUCAGGCUGCCGCAGCUCCCCAAAGCUUCAGAUUCCUGCCAUAUGGAAAGAAGACCCAGAGUCAUAUUGGUGCAGGACAACUCAACAAGGCAGCAAAUGGAGCCUGCCAACCAACAUACACGUGCAGAGAAUCCCGGUCUCUGAUGUGAGCUUGAAGACGUGGCCCGCGGGGGGAUGGGUGAUGGAGGGUAACAAGCUGGUCCUCAUUUGCUCCGUUGCUAAGGGCACUGGAAAGAUAACUUACAUCUGGUACAGAGGGGCCCUGGGUUUAAACCUGGGAACGAAGAUACAGCGUUCACUAACAGCAGAGUUUGAGAUCACUGGAGCUAAGGCAAGUGACGCUGAGCAGUAUUACUGUGCAGCUGACAACGGCUACGGCCCUGUUCUCAGUGAGCUGGUGGGCGUCACUGUCAGAGUUCCAGUGUCUCGUCCUGUUCUUACCUUUGGCAACUAUGGAACCCAGGCUGUGCUGGGGGGCCUGGUGGAGCUUCACUGUGAGGCCCUGCGAGGCUCUCCCCCAAUCUUCUACCAGUUUUAUCAUGAGAACGUGGUUCUGGGGAACAGUUCAGCGCCCUCAGGAGGAGGAACAUCCUUCAACUUCUCCCUCACCGUAGCACAUUCUGGAAACUUCUCCUGUGAGGCCAGCAAUGGCCAGGGUGCCCAGCGCAGUGAAGUGAUGAUGCUCAAUGUGACAGGUAUUUGUCAGGUUUGGGGACUCCCAAGUGAGAACGGAAACAGUCCUCUCACCGCAGGAGUCACUGACUGGCUGCUUGGCAGUCUUGGCUGUCUUGGCCUCAGCACCAUGGCCCUAAUAUUUUGCUACUGGCUCAGGAGAAAAAUGGGAAGACCAUCGGAUGAUCCACUCAGGAGCCCUCCUAGGCCUGUACUCCAAGAAUCCAACUACCUCAACUCACCUGACGCAGAGCAGCCACAGCCGGUGUAUGAGAAUGUGACUGUUGCACGCGGCGAUGAAGUGUAUUCCCUGGUGUACCAUACAGAGCAGGAGCUGGAACCAGCAGCGGCUCAGCGCUUGAGGACACACGGGACAAACGAGGUAAGCAAAGUGUCCUUUGAAAUCUAUUCUAAGCCAAGGAAGAUAAACAUGGCAGAUGUGGACUAUGAAGACGCUAUGUAAAAUUAUGUGAACAGCAACUGUGAAGUGCUGCGAGAAAGCCUA
Messenger RNA from Acomys russatus (golden spiny mouse), 1493 nucleotides. RefSeq names its product Fc receptor-like protein 1. The record is from RefSeq and is a predicted model, not a curated record. NCBI's taxonomy places the organism in Eukaryota, Metazoa, Chordata, Mammalia, Rodentia, Muridae. The transcript is spliced from 9 exons. Gene Ontology annotation, molecular function: transmembrane signaling receptor activity. Gene Ontology annotation, biological process: cell surface receptor signaling pathway. Bases 123 to 1451 code for a protein of 442 amino acids.